Molecule: messenger RNA, 798 nt
Organism: Dioscorea cayenensis subsp. rotundata (Guinea yam)
Lineage: Eukaryota; Viridiplantae; Streptophyta; Magnoliopsida; Dioscoreales; Dioscoreaceae
Product: VQ motif-containing protein 11-like
Exons: 1
Coding region: 135-692 (185 amino acids)
Source: RefSeq, a predicted model, not a curated record
CUUUUCCCUGCCACCUUCUCUCACUCUCCUUUAUUUCUCAUCUAAUACUAGUACAUCAUACCAUAAAUAAAUAUAAAUUAAAAGGACCUCUACUUUCAUACUUCAAGCUCCUCAUUCCAUUCUCUCCAACCCUCAUGGCAACAUCAUCCUCAACAACAACAACAACAACAACCAACAAAGACCAAGAAACAAACAGUAACCAUGGCUUCACCACCUACGUCCAAGCAGACCCAACCAACUUCCGUUCCUUAGUUCAAAAGCUCACCGGUGCUCCGGAGGGUUCUCCGGCCAACCUCCCGGUCACUAUCCCCCCUCGCCGUGCACCUCCCCACCCUGACAUGCCCAUCUCCAAGAAACAACGUCUUCAAGACAGAAGACAAGCUCCAACAAAGCUUGAACUCAAACUCAACCCUUCUUCAUCUUCUUCAACUAGUCCUUAUACUAAACUUCAUCACUUCAUAUGUCCUCCUCCUAUUCCUUCUCCUUUUACUACUCCUCUUGUUUCUCCAGUCUCAACCAUGGAUUUCUCUUCAUCUCUUCUAUCUUCUCCUUCUACUCCUACCCCUCUCUCUCCUGCUGAUCAGGUGGAAAAAGCCAUUGCUGAGAAGGGGUUCUAUCUUCAUCCUUCUCCAAGGAAUAAUGGUCAGCAUCCUCCCAAAGUUACUUCACUUGUUCCCACUUGCUACUUCUGAUCAGUAGGAACAGAUCAAGCUCUUGUUCUUAAUUUGUUUAACUAGUUACUUUACUUCAUUUUCUCUCUUUUCAAAUGUACAAAUAUAAACUAUAUAUUUUCAAUUA